Messenger RNA from Haemonchus placei, 942 nucleotides. The record is from the annotation of a GenBank genome assembly. NCBI's taxonomy places the organism in Eukaryota, Metazoa, Nematoda, Chromadorea, Rhabditida, Trichostrongylidae.
AUGAUUUUGCUAAUAUUCCUGCUUAUUUCGGCAGCAACCAGUUGUAAGCUCAGAGCACGGGUCUUUUCCACAACGACUAAUCCGGUUUUUGCUCAAUUCACAUUCUACAAUGGAACAAAAAGUCAAGUGUAUCAUUUUGAGAGAAUGCAACAGAGCUAUGGUCUAACGCUCCAGAGUCCAAUUUGUGAUCUGAAGCCGACCAUACUGAAAUCGUACAAAAAUUGGCCUGUACCUGGAGUGAAACCAAUUGGACAAACACAGGCUUUCAUCGAAGGUCCAAAAAUGAUUAUAUUAUUUUUGUUACUUAUCUCGGCUGUAUCAACGUGUAAGUUGAAGGCAAGAGUUUUUUCCGCAAGCUUCCAUCCCGUAUGGGCUCAAUUCACUUUCUUCAACGAGACCAAAAGCGAGAUGUACGAGUUUACGACAAACAAUCAGAACCACACUUUAUAUAUUGUUGGUAAGGACUGUAAUAUGAAGCCAACAAUCCUGAAAUCCUACAAUGAGCCACCUUAUGACGGUUUGGCGCCGAUUGGUCAGACAUCGGCCUUCAUCGAAGGACAAGGAAUGCUUGAUUACACGGUAAUAUCAGAUUUUUCGGGUUCAGUGAUGUUUGUGCUUAUACUGAUAUCUAUCUCGCUGGUAUCGAGCUGUAAGUUGAAGGUAAAAGUUGAUGCCGAAACGUAUCAUCCAGUGUGGGCUCAAUUCACGUUCCACAAUGAAACCAAAAGCAAAGUGUACAAAUUCACGGAUGGCCAUCAGAAUCACACCCUGUACAUUGAGGGUUUGAUCUGUAACCUGAAGCCUACCAUUUUGAAAUCCUACAAGCAAUCGCCUAAACCUGGAGUCAAGCCAAUUGGACAGACUGCGGCUUUCGUUGAGGGCCACGGAAUGAUUGGUUAUACGGUAUGGACAGGUUUACUGAAUUUUACGUCUUCUUUCUAA